Messenger RNA from Nerophis ophidion (straightnose pipefish), 1335 nucleotides. RefSeq names its product ubiquitin carboxyl-terminal hydrolase 37-like. Lineage: Eukaryota; Metazoa; Chordata; Actinopteri; Syngnathiformes; Syngnathidae. The record is from RefSeq and is a predicted model, not a curated record. The transcript has 9 exons. Gene Ontology annotation, molecular function: cysteine-type deubiquitinase activity; cysteine-type endopeptidase activity. Gene Ontology annotation, biological process: G1/S transition of mitotic cell cycle; protein deubiquitination. Gene Ontology annotation, cellular component: cytosol; nucleus. Bases 1 to 1140 code for a protein of 379 amino acids.
AUGCAGGUGAAGUUUCAAGAAUUCAACACUGCAAAAAGCACAUACCAGACAGAUUUGAGUCUGAAAAAGACAGACUGGGGGCCCCAGCAGGCUGCAUCCAUCAAGCAGAGCCAGCAGGUAUCAGACAGUCUUGGGUUCAGCGUCCAUGAUGAGGUUGUUGCCGCCGACGAUAAGAAGUUACGGUGGUGGCAAUGGCGCAAGAGAUGCCAAGUGGUGCCAACUCUUGUAGAACAACGGCAUCUGAAGAGCCACCCCAGCCCCCACCAGGACAAAGCGAUGGUUUUGGGGGGCCUGUCGGAUAAUAAAACAAGCUGGAAGAAGAGGAAGAAAAAUGACGAUCAAACAACAAAUGUCACACCCACAAACCAGAGUAUCAGAAAUAAGCAGUACAAGUAUCUUGGGUUUCCCAACCCGGCACAGAUCUGCUACAUGAACGCCAGCCUGCAAAGUCUCUUGACUCUGGAGGACUUUGUUGAAGACAUCAGCCGUCAGGAGGCAAUUUGGAGGUCCAACCCUGAUGCUGCAAUAAUCAGAGCAUUAAUGAAGAUCAGUGCUUGUCACAGCUCCAGUGAUGUCCAGCAUAAAAUCUCCUGCCUUUUUUCAUUCAAGAACACCAUCUCCCUCUCUGCACAGGAGUUUCAGGAUGUCUGCCAGAAAGAUGCGCAUGAGUUCCUGACUUCCGUAUUGGAUCAAAUACGAAAUCUGAAACCAUCACAGCAGAGGGUGGCGGCCAGUGUGGGUCGAGCCUACAAAUGCCCUGUGGAACACCACUUUGUGUUCAAGAUGCAGAACUUCAGGAUGUGCCUCACGUGUAAGAUGAAAUUCACCAGAGAUGAAGAAUUCACCAACCUGUCCUUAGACCUGUUACCUGGAAUUGGAACAGUCGAGCAAAUGAUCCAAAAUUAUCUCAAGAGGACACUUGUGGAGUUCCAAUGUGAGUGUGGUUCCAACACGUCAUUGCAGCACUCCUCUUUCGUCAGCCUGCCAAAAGUGCUGGUCUUGCACCUGAAGCGCUUUGUGUUUUUUUCAGUCUUUGGGUCAAUAAAGGUCCGCCGCCCUGUUUGCCUUACAAAGGACUUAGUGGUGACAUCCAGACAAGUAAAGUCAACAAUAGGUGUUAUUAAAGGCCUACUGAAAUGAGAUUGUUUUAUUUAAACGGGGAUAGCAGGUCCAUUCUAUGUGUCAUACUUGAUCAUUUCGCGAUAUUGCCAUAUUUUUGCUGAAAGGUUUUAGUAGAAAACAUCGACGAUAAAGUUCGCAACUUUUGGUCGCUAAUAAAAAAAGCCUUGCCUGUACCGGAAGUAGCAGACGAUGUGCGCGUGACGUCACUGGUUG